AAUCAUUCGCAGCCAUGGUGUGCCUCAUCCCUGACUCCUGAGGCCAUUGGUGAGAAAGAGUCGCCUCGGGAGGACGCACCUGGACACGCCUCUGAGAGCUCCGACCUCCGACCUCCGACCUCCGAGUCCGAGUCCGAGAGAUCCCCAGCUCAACUCUGACCCGCCAUAUCGGACGAAUCCGUUCCAACCCCCUCAAUCCCCCCAUUUCCAAGAAGGCUCCCCUCUUCGAUCUCCCUACUAAAGCCCCCCGCCAUGUCCUCCUCCUGCGUCUCCCACCACCACCAGGCCGUCCGCCCCCGCCACGGCGGCCGCCUCCCGCGCCCAGCGGCCGCGUCCUCGUUCGCGCCGCCGGCGCUGCCCCUCCGCCGCCGGGCGGCGCGCGCCGCCGCGACGAGCGCCGAGGCUGCCCCGGGCGUCGCUCCGGCGGAGGAGGCGGGGCGGCUGCGGGGGGCGGCGGUGCUGGCCGAGAUGGCGGAGGAGGCCGCCGUCUGGUGCGCCGUGCACGGGCUCGUCGUCGGGGACCGCGCCGACCCGAGAUCAGGAACUGUACCUGGUGUCGGCCUGGUUCAUGCCCCAUUCUCGCUGCUUCCAGCGCGUUUCCCGGCAUCCUUUUGGAAGCAAGCGUGCGAGCUGGCUCCUAUCUUCAAUGAGCUCGUCGAUCGUGUGAGCUUGGAUGGAGAAUUCUUGCAAGCUGCAUUGUCUAGAACGAAGCAGGUAGAUGAAUUCACCGCUAGGCUGCUAGGAAUUCAUGAGAAGAUGAUGGCAAUAAAUAAGAAAGAGGAUAUCCGCUUAGGAUUGCACCGAUCUGACUAUAUGCUGGAUUCUGAAACCAAUUCACUGCUUCAAAUAGAGCUCAACACUAUUUCAUCAUCCUUUCCUGGCCUUGGUUCCCUUGUCAGUGAACUUCACAGGACCUUACUAAAUCACUAUGGAAAAGUUUUAGGCCUAGAUUCUAAAAGGAUACCACGGAAUUGGGCCGCUACUCAAUUUGCUGAAGCAUUGGGCAAAGCAUGGGCUGAGUAUAACAAUGAUAGUGCUGUUGUUUUGAUGGUUGUUCAACCUGAAGAAAGAAAUAUGUAUGACCAAUACUGGCUUGUCAAUCAUUUGAAGGAAUCAUAUGGUGUGACGACUAUAAGGAAAACAUUGGCUCAAGUUGAAGCUGAAGGGCAGGUGCUUACGGAUGGAACACUUGCGAUAGAUGGUCGUACCGUUGCUGUUGUAUAUUUCAGAGCUGGGUAUGCACCAACUGAUUACCCUUCAGAAGCGGAGUGGAGAGCGAGACUUUUGAUGGAACAGUCAUCUGCUAUAAAGUGUCCUUCAAUAUCAUACCAUUUAGUAGGAAUGAAAAAGAUCCAGCAGGAAUUAGCAAAACCUAAUGUCCUUGAAAGGUUCCUUGACAACAAGGACAUUGCCAAACUACGUAAAAGUUUCGCAGGAUUGUGGAGCUUGGAUAAUGAAGAGAUUGUGAAAUCAGCAAUAGAGAAACCUGACCUUUUUGUCUUGAAGCCUCAGCGAGAAGGCGGAGGGAACAACAUAUAUGGUCAUGAUUUGCGAGACAUGCUGAUCAAGCUCCAAAAGGAACAAGGGGAGUCACUUGCAGCAUACAUACUGAUGCAGAGGAUUUUUCCGAAAGCUUCUCUUACUCCCCUAGUUAGGGGCGGUGAUUGCUUCGAGGACCUUACAAUCUCUGAGCUAGGGAUAUAUGGAGCCUACCUGCGGAACAAAGAUAAGGUGAUCUUAAAUAAUCAGAGCGGUUACUUAAUGCGCACCAAAGUUUCUUCAUCAAAUGAAGGUGGUGUUGCUGCAGGAUAUGCUGUUUUAGACAGUAUUCUCCUCACUGAUGAGUGAGACAGGAAAGGCUGAGUUACAAGUGACAACUGACCUGAACCAGUGACAGUACCCACAGUCAAAAGAUCGCAGUGUCAUUGGGCACAAAUUGAUCUUGGCUGCAAUUGGAGAAAAACUGUGAAUAUAGCGUACAUAAUACCAGACAGCAGAUGCUACACCUUGGAUGGAGAAGAUGGUAUUGGUAUUUGCUUGAAGAAACCCUAGACGAGAAAACGGAACGGGAUCAUGAAGAAGCUUAUGUUGUCAUAGUUUCAUGAAUUUGUAUAGCACCAUAUAGAGCCGCAUCCGAGCCUGAUGUUUCAUUUGAGUGGUUCCAUUCUGUAUUUUGGCGACCUUUAUUCCUGACCAUGAGGAUAAUUGUAUUGAGUAAGAAUUGAAUAAAGCUUUUUUUAAGAGAAGUUGUACAGCAGAA
Messenger RNA from Panicum virgatum (switchgrass), 2260 nucleotides. RefSeq names its product glutathione synthetase, chloroplastic-like. Gene Ontology annotation, cellular component: cytosol. The record is from RefSeq and is a predicted model, not a curated record. NCBI's taxonomy places the organism in Eukaryota, Viridiplantae, Streptophyta, Magnoliopsida, Poales, Poaceae. Gene Ontology annotation, molecular function: glutathione binding; glutathione synthase activity; ATP binding. Gene Ontology annotation, biological process: glutathione biosynthetic process. Bases 253 to 1848 code for a protein of 531 amino acids. The transcript has 13 exons.